GCGCGUCUCGCCGUCGUCCGUCGCUGUUAUUGCUGUUGUGUGUUGUGUUGUUUACAGAGCGUCGCGAGCGGCGAGGAUAAGAUUCGUGAGAUUCACCGUGCGCAUCCGUUGGUAAAGUCUACUCUCGCGACGACGACGGGACACGCAAAUCGUGGACGCGUCCACGCUUCGUUGCUGUCACCCUGUCUCAUUUUCCCUCGUCUUGAUUUCUCCCCUCUUUCUCUGUGUGUCUGUGUGUGCGCGCGUGUCUCUCCGCCUUUCGUUCUCGCGCGAUUGAAAAUGACGGUCCGCACCGCACAUCCCCGCUGGCGGCGGUGUGUCGUUUCCGUCAACGUCUGUCGCGUCGAUGACGCGGAGUGAACUCGUCGCGUCUACCGCGAAGAGCGUCCGUACCACCUAAUAGUUGGAUUCAGGCCAAACCUCUGGAAAGCGAAAAAACAUGGAUGCGACGAUAGAGCGGGAGUGUAGCGCGUUGGGCGGUUUGUUUCAGCAGAUCGUCACUGACAUGAAGAACGGAGCACCACUUUGGGAAGAUUUGAUUUCAAAAGCUACAAAGCUACACGCAAGUUUGAGAGCUGCCAUUUUGGCUAUUUCCGCAUAUCUUGAGGCUUUUCAGAAAAUAGCAGAUGCUGCGACUAAUGCCAGAGGUGCAACUAAGGAAAUCGGAACAGCACUGACACGAAUAUGUUUGAGACAUAAAGCGGUGGAAACUCGUAUGAAAUCAUUUACUAGCGCUAUUAUGGACUGUUUGGUGCUGCCUUUACAAGAGAAAUUGGAAGAUUGGAAGAAGUCUUUGAUCAAUUUAGACAAAGAACAUGCCAAAGAAUUCAAAAAGGCAAGGGCAGAGCUAAAGAAACGCUCUACCGAUACUCUACGUCUGCAAAAGAAGAAAGCACGAAAGGUUCAAGUUCACUUACAUGUUCAAGGACAGUCUCAAAGCCACGGGACAUGUUCUGAUGUGGAGCUCAAUAGGAUGUUAGAAUCAUCAGCGGCGGUUGUUCAAGAGAAAAGACUGAGUUUAGAAGAAACGGAACGUAAAGCCGUCCGUGCGGCCCUUCUCGAAGAAAGGGGCAGAUUUUGUCUCCUUGCUCGAUUCCUGAAACCUGUACUCGAUGAGGAGAUAGCGAUGUUAAUGGAAUUGACGCAUCUGCAAGAAGUCUCGGAUCAAUUGCAAAGACACGCCGCGUCGCCGCAUCAUUUACCGCCUGCAUCCGAGCAGGUAAUAACGGACAUAAAAGGUUGCGACGUUACUCAGUGGUCAUUGGCUACACCGCCAUCGAGCCCGUCUUUGUCUCUCGGAUCGAGGAAGAGUUCUAUGUGUUCGAUCAGUUCUCUAACUAGUAGCAGUAGUGGAUCUUGUAAAAGUCAUCCGAGCCCAUCUGGACAUCCGUGGCAUAGAUCGCUUUCUCAGCCAUUUGGUGUCAGACCCGCCAGCAUCAGCGGCAUCACGAUGCUGCGCCAUUUGACCACUGGCAGUUCCCGCGACUCCGGUUUUACAUCACAGGAUACGUUGUACAACCAACCAAUUUCCGAACAUCAGGUAUCGAAUGUGUCUUCUCUAAGUAAUCAAAGUACCGGUUGUACUGUAACGCGACCCGUGACAACUUCUACUUGGCCUGAUUUGCAGGAAACGUCUGUUCAGUACGAUCGACAAAACCCGGGAACGGUGAAUGAACGGCCACAUACUAUUUCCUCCGCGUACGAAAAGGGACAUCAAAGACCGGCGCUCAGCGUUUACACAUUCCAAGCUCCGGAUCGUGACGGUAACAGUUGCUGUCACAGCCAGCCUGCCUCUCCGGUUUCCUCUUCCUCUUCAUGUUCUUCCUCGAAUCAGCAGUCCAGAGUGCAGCUUCGUAGAAAUAAUGGCGGCAAUCGUCCACCUAUACCGAAUAGAUGUUCUAGUUUGGAACGACCGACAAUUCCGGUGAAAAACGAGCCGCCUGGAAGUCCUCGAGGGAAGCCGAAAUUACCUCUUCCUGCUCAUUUGGCAAAAGAAUUGGCAAGCCAUCAGCUCCAACAACCAAUGUACGUAAACAUGCACGAGUUGGCGAAUCUAGCUGCUAGUCGUGCUCAGGAAAUGCAACUUCCACCGCCUCCUCCUCCAACAUCGUUAACAACAUCAGGAACUGACAAGAUUGAAGUCCCGGAGAAAGACGCCGGCAGUCAGACAUCUGAGUCCAGUUUGGAAUCCAGCAGUGGAUACGGAAGCCAAAAUACUUUGCCACACUCUCAUUCGCUUCAUAAUCAAAACGAGAACACGUGGAACGUACCUGGCGCCGCAGCUACGUUAGUGACACGUAGAGGAUCGACUCAGCAGACGAGCAGACCGCCGCCACCGACAAGACGCACAUCCACCGUUAUUACCUUACCUCCUACUUCAUCUGUUAAUGAAGAUCGGGGCGAGAAUGUUUGCGAUGAAACAGAGAAUCUUCCUCCUCCACCUGCGUUCCUUCUCGAAAGCUCUUCGCCCACGGUCAGCCCUACACCUCAGAGAUCCAUCUCGGUUUCCGAGACAGUGAGAACUCUGACCGAGCUUCGUCAUACACCAGCCAGUCCGUCGCUCUUACGAAAGACUACUGGACAACAGCAGGGACACAACAAUCCUUCGAGCAUCAUCCAACAUAACGCCGUGCUGCAGAUAACUCGUUCAUCAGUUGAACGUUCUUGCUCAGCUGCUCGUUCGUCGUCCCAAGAACGCGGAUCUGUCAGUGCACAAACCACCAACGUAGCCAGUGGUAGUACCAUUAGUCAAACUGGACAAGCUACAAGCCAAGGACAGGGACCGGGCGGCGUAGGUCAGGGUUUCAUGGCAGUGCUCAAUGCUAAACUUAUUGGUACUAUGAGCGGCAAUGCUACGGCGGGCGUAAACAUGAGCCCAAAGUCUCUUAGGAAACAACAGCUCUUGGAACAGCAGCAGCAGCAGCAACAGUCCAAGAAUGUCAAAACGGCAGCUCCUGGCUUUCUCGAGACGUUGAAUGCUAAAUUGGCGCAGCAGCAACAGGCUCUGCAGCAGGCGGGGAAUACGAGUAAAUCCGCAAGUAUCAGGCGCAUCAUGGGUAAUCGCGUGCCCAUCAUGGAUCCUUUGCAAAUGAGAGACUCCCUCAUGGAUCAGAUUAGACGUGGUACCCCGCUGAGGAAGACCAGCGGCCCGAUCAACGAUCGUUCGGCACCCAAAAUCUACUGAGUAGUACAGCAGCGACCUUCGCGUAAGUCCGUAACAAUGUGUUGCUUUACGAGCAACGUGCUAUUCUCAUUCUGGCAUAAUUGACGCGUAAGGUACGAUAAAAAUCAGUCGGAUAGAAAUCAGUAUCUUCUGAUUCUUCACCUAAUAUUUUCGUGCAUCAAUUUCGAAUUACAUGCAUAAAUGUACCGAGGCCGGCGUUACGUUUAUUGCGUCUCUGUAAUUUAGCUUGCCCGUUGAAAUUCCCCUGAUAACACGCAGGCUCCAUAUUAAAUCGAUAUAUGAUUUAUUGUAUAAUAAAACGAGGCAUAUAUUGAAGCAUCACGCGAUUAAAUAAGAAUCGACCGUGAAUAGCUUUGCGUAGAUUUAACGGUCUUAUAUAUAGCAAUUAUAUUUGUAGCGUAAUAUCUGAAAAAAAUGCAACAUGUAGGAAGAUUUUUAUAAUAAGUAUUAAUAUUUAUAAAGAAAACUGAUUUGAUUAGGGAAUUGUCUCGUAAGAUCCGUACCGAUACAACGACAAUACUCCAGUACAACUUGUGUCUUAUAGUUCUAUAUUUUUUCUGCUUAAAAACAUAGCUUAACACGAAUUUUUUAAUUGAUCUAUUAUCACUACUGCUUAGUCUGUAAACGAAUAUACGACAGAUUCUAACGAUUCCGCGAGAAAGUCAUACAUAAUUUAAUAUCGAGCUUGUGUAUUCGAAUUGUGAAAUUUGUAAAUGCAUAUCCAUAUCAGUUGUUAAAGAUCUUACAUAUAGUAUUUUACAAGUUUUUUCAUUUUUAUAUGA
Molecule: messenger RNA, 3966 nt
Organism: Atta colombica
Lineage: Eukaryota; Metazoa; Arthropoda; Insecta; Hymenoptera; Formicidae
Exons: 13
Coding region: 440-3184 (914 amino acids)
Biological process (GO): plasma membrane organization; cell projection assembly
Cellular component (GO): cytoplasmic side of plasma membrane; actin cytoskeleton
Molecular function (GO): phospholipid binding; actin binding
Source: RefSeq, a predicted model, not a curated record